AUUCUGAGCUUCUGAAAUAGUGAAGUGAACCGACUAACUACUCCUGAGAGUUUCCCGAGCGUGAUAAGUGACACGCUGGGCAAUGCCAUCAGAAAAAUCAACAGAUUCCUUCUGUAUGGGAGGCAUUGCGAAUGAUUGGUCCGUUCAUUGGGAACGGGCUAUUGAGUGCAAUAUACGAACUUAAGAUCUUCUUAAGCACCCGAUACCGAUCAUCGUUGUUAGUAAGGUUUUAUGUCUUUUUUUCCUUUGUUCAAUGGUUUUUUGUAAUGGAUUUUGUUCUUUUUUUUUUGUAUGUCUUGUUCGAGUCUGGGGUCGGGCACUGCGAAGAGGAGGAAAAAAAAAUUAAAUCAAAUAAAUAAAUCCAUUACUUCUUUUCCCCAGAUAUGAUUAUAGCCAGUAUAAGAAGGAUCUUUGCGUCUUUCCGGACUGAAGAGGAAGAAAGGUUGUAUUCCCGUAAAGCGUUCUUCAAUUUAUUAGGCUUUUUAGGUAGUUGUGUUAUCUAUUCAUUUGUUGCUCAAAAAUUAUCAAAACAGCCAACUGGGAUAAUUGGGUAUUGAUUUUUUCCUACCAGUAAUAUUUUUAUUCUACCAUAUAGUAAUUUUUUUCUACAAGUAGUCUAGGUACGGCAUUAGGAUAUUGAUUAUAUAGAAGUAGUAAUAAAAGGAAACGUUAUAAAGAAGAAAAA
Messenger RNA from Hyphopichia burtonii NRRL Y-1933, 685 nucleotides. RefSeq lists its product as uncharacterized. NCBI's taxonomy places the organism in Eukaryota, Fungi, Ascomycota, Pichiomycetes, Serinales, Debaryomycetaceae. The record is from RefSeq and is a predicted model, not a curated record. Bases 132 to 359 code for a protein of 75 amino acids. The transcript has a single exon.